AUGGCACAGAAGCAGAAGAUCUCAGCUAAGAAGAACAACAACAGUAAGACGAAAAAGUCUUUCAAAGUAUCGAAAAGCUCAUCCAGAACCACGGCUUCUAAAGUCAUCGCAUCGAAUUCGCUUGAUUUGGCGGACAUAAUUAACGCUGCCGCUAUAGCUGGUAAAGGGCAGAAGGGCAGAAAGCAAGAAAGCAAGAGUACAAUGCUACAGACGAACAAGAUGCAGGAGGAUAUCAAGAAGGACAAAGAGAUGAUCAACAACGGGAAGGAAGAGACGCAGAAGACACAGAACCUGUUGGACAAGCUGGAUCUUCUAUGA
Williopsis jadinii is the source of this 318-nucleotide messenger RNA. RefSeq lists its product as uncharacterized. The coding region runs from base 1 to 318 and encodes 105 amino acids. Lineage: Eukaryota; Fungi; Ascomycota; Saccharomycetes; Phaffomycetales; Wickerhamomycetaceae. The transcript has a single exon. The record is from RefSeq and is a predicted model, not a curated record.